Molecule: messenger RNA, 1251 nt
Organism: Cucumis sativus (cucumber)
Lineage: Eukaryota; Viridiplantae; Streptophyta; Magnoliopsida; Cucurbitales; Cucurbitaceae
Product: ethylene-responsive transcription factor SHINE 2
Exons: 3
Coding region: 343-927 (194 amino acids)
Biological process (GO): regulation of DNA-templated transcription
Molecular function (GO): DNA binding; DNA-binding transcription factor activity
Source: RefSeq, a predicted model, not a curated record
ACUACAAUCAUAAAUGGCGAUUUAUGAUCUAAACCUCCAAAUUUCUUCUUCCCUUUUUCCACAUUCACACAAUUCUCUCAUUUCUAUAAUUUAAUCAAUUUUUUUACUUUUUGGGUAGCGCCCAAAUUUGAAGUUCCAUUCCAUUUCAAUCCGCCAUUACACGGAGAAGAAGAAGAAAUUAAAUAGUUGCAGAAUGGGAGAGAGAAAUUGUAAUUUGGAGGACUCUCAUUUAAUUUUGGUUGUUAAGAAGCUGUGUCUUUGUGUUGAUCUUUCAUGGUUGAGCAGGUGAAAGUUUUUAAUGGCCAACCCCAUUAAAAAAGCUCUGAAUCUCUCUCUAGAGUUAUGGUUUAUUCAAGGAAGUUCAGAGGAGUCAGGCAGCGGCAGUGGGGCUCUUGGGUGUCAGAAAUUCGCCAUCCAUUGCUGAAGAGAAGGGUGUGGCUAGGGACAUUCGACACGGCGGAGGAUGCAGCACGAGCGUACGAUCAAGCAGCCAUUUUAAUGAAUGGCCAAAACGCCAAGACCAAUUUCCCUGCAUCAAAAGACCACUCUGAAGAAGCCAGCCAUGGCCAUGGUUCUUCUCCAAUGUCUCCAAAAGCACUUUCGGAGCUACUCAGCACAAAGCUCAGAAAGUGCUGCAAGAACCCAUCUCCUUCCUUGACAUGCCUACGACUCGACUGUGACAACGCUCAUAUCGGUGUAUGGCAGAAGCGUGCAGGCACUCGAGCCACUUCCAAUUGGGUCAUGAGGAUUGAGCUAGGGAAGAAAGAGGUACCUUCGCCUGAAUCGACAAGCCAAGAAGCCGAUGGCGAUGGCGAUGGCGAUGGUGAUGACCACCAAAAUGAAAUUGAUGAAGAAGACAGAAUUGCAAUGCAAAUGAUUGAAGAGUUACUCAAUUGGAACUGCCCUCUUCCUUCAACUUCCAGCUAAGUACAGGAUCUCAACACAAAACUCUACUCCCAAAAUUUAAAAAUAAAAAAAUAACACCCAUUAGAUUAAAACAAAGAGGCUUAAUUAAUCUGUGUUUGACUGUCUAUGUGUGUAUGUAUAUAUUCAUAUAUGUUUUUAUUCCUAUUUUUCUGUUACUUUCAGCUUAUAUAUAAAGCUGUUUAUGGGACUUGGGAAGCUCAAAAUCUGUAUAGAGACGGAGCUUUUGCAUAUACAUAAGUUUGCUGUUUUAUGUCAUCUUUUGUAAUUCACAUAUAUAUAUUUGGAAAAGGUAUAUAUAAUAUAAAGGGAAAAGUUUGAAGAUGA